This is a messenger RNA of Angiostrongylus costaricensis, 1185 nucleotides long. NCBI's taxonomy places the organism in Eukaryota, Metazoa, Nematoda, Chromadorea, Rhabditida, Metastrongylidae. The record is from the annotation of a GenBank genome assembly.
CCGAUGGCUUCAUCGGACAGCGGUGUCGAAUCAGCGGCUGAAGUCGAUCUCACUGAGAUGAAGGCUACGGAUUCACCGAUGAGUCGUGGCGCUUCAUCACCACGUGAUCGUUGCGACCUGCUGUUGUGUGGUGAUUGCCACGCACAGUUCCCGAUUGCCCAUUUCAGUGUCUUCAUCGAACAUAAGGUAUCGAGCUGCAGUGGGAAGACGGUACCAUCUGAAGUCACCAACGGUCGGCAUAGUCGUAGAGGAAACUUCGGUCACAGUGGGAUGCCUCGAUGUACUCGUUCGUCGUCGGCAAAUCCGUUGAUGAUCAACUACCAUAUGACAAACAUGGACGUCACCACCGACACUGACGAUCUGGAUUCGCUAGCGAGAAGUGUCACCUGUCACUCGUGCAAGCAACGACAUAACGACAUCUGGGAACUGUUAAAGCACUGCUACACCGCUCACGGCCUUCGUGUUUGUCAGGUAUGCAAGCCGGAUAUCUUAACAUUCCAUCCAUUUUCAGACAUUACAAAGAACCUGCAACCGUCGAUUAAGAGCGCCUUUUCUUUGAACGCGUUCUGUUCGGAGCGUUUGAAGGAGAUAGCCGAGAAGUUGAUCGUUGUGGACGACGGUGAACUUGCCGAACCGGCUGCUCGACGUCAGGUGAAUGUGAAGAAAGAACGUUGCACUUUCUGUAGUAAGGUGUUCACGAAUCGUUCGAAUUUGAUUGUCCAUUUACGAAGUCAUACUGGUGAGAAACCUUACCAAUGCAAGCUGUGCCCAUAUGCUUGUGCUCAGAGCUCGAAACUCACCCGACAUAUGCGCACACAUGGACAACAGGGCAAGGAGACGUAUCGUUGUUACAUCUGUCAGAUGCCGUUCUCCGUCCAUUCGACAUUGGAGAAGCAUAUGCGGAAAUGUGUUGUGAAUAAUAGUCAUCAAGCUAACGCUCGUGAUGCCUCUCCAGCAACAGAUCGACCACGCCCUACUCCAUCAGCUUUAGCAGAUGCUACUUCAUUGCUGGCGCUAUCCAAUCCUCCUCAACAGCCAACGUCAUCGGUCUCACAAAGCAACCAAAUCGUUCUCAACUGGUUACAGGUCAGCAAAUCAUGGGAAUUUACCGCAAAAAUGUCGCUUGAGACCUUGGAAACCGUUACGCACUGGCCUUCCUAUCCGGAAUCUGUUUUUUCCCAAUAA